AUGGAAAGUUUGGAAAAGCGCCUUUAUGAUGUCUUUAAGAAUUUUCAAGGCUAUGACCGCUCAAGCUCAGCAGAAUAUUGCCUGUCUGCUUAUGGAAUUGAAGAAGUGCUUAAAUCAAUUUACCACGACAGAAUCUAUAUUGCAUGAAUAGAUACUCCUUUAAAUCACUUUCCCGCCACUUCCGAUGAAAUAAAUGGGGUGCUAGCUUGUAUGGCGAAAAUCGAAGAAAUAGUCAGGAGGGAUAAUAAAGAACUAAAAAAGCCUAUUGUUUCGUUUUGGAAGAUCAAUAUAAGUGACAAAAAUGCAUCUCAGAGAGGUUAA
Messenger RNA from Blepharisma stoltei, 321 nucleotides. NCBI's taxonomy places the organism in Eukaryota, Ciliophora, Heterotrichea, Heterotrichida, Blepharismidae. The record is from the annotation of a GenBank genome assembly.